AUGACGCUACCACCACUACCAAGAAUCUCACAAACCGCACCAAGACCGACUUGCUUCCUUCCACUCAGCCUAGAGGGUCCGAACCAACAGGCCCUCAGCCGCAAAUUGUCGAAGCUUGGUAUAGGUAGCGUCUGUCGAGAUACACUCGAGGAGAUCUUCAUAGAGUAUCUGAGGAAGCUACGACGAGUGUAUGAGGCGCAAUACGAAAAUGCGUUCGUCACAUGGCAACAAGAAAAUUUAUACGAGGAGGCUUAUGAUCAGGCGUUUAGAAAGCUGCUCAAUCGUUUAUUCGCGAUGCAUUCGCAGGAGACUUGGCACAUGGUUCUCGACGAGGUCAGCAAAGUCUUUCGAACUGAUUCUUCCCUUACCGUAACCCAGAGAGAUAAUGCUUCCUAUGAAGGAGCGCCCCUCAAGACUGGUCGCGGACACGACUCCGAAGCAGUCCGAAUCCUGGAGCAGGCCUUUAAACAUUCACCAAAUAUCACCCCAGCCGAGAAGUUCCGACUUUCAGAGGUCACUGGACUCAAGCCAAAGCAAGUCACUAUAUGGUUUCAAAACCGCCGUAACCGGAAAGGGAAGAAGAAUCUCAACGUGGAGCCUACGGAAUCAACCCAACCGGAUCUUUCGCCUUCCAGACACGAGUCACCUCCUCCCUCAUCGCCCAGUCGCGACUUUACCCUUUCCGAAAAAAAGCGCAAAUCAUACGGCGUGUUGGGUCGUUCUUCCCCCGAUUGCACCGACCCCGACUCUGACUCGCCCUCGUCAAGCCUGAAGAAACCUCGGGUGUCAAGCGUAUGUUCGAAACUAAGCGAUGGCUCCUCUUCUUCGUACGAGUACAAUGAUGUCUUCACGCAGUGGGGUUCACCAUCGUCGCACUCAACUAGCUUGUCGUCAGAGUCGAGCGGCUUGAGCGACUUUGAAAGCCCGAGAAGGCCGCGCAAUAUCUUUGAUUACAUGCGCCCUCGUGCAAUGGAUGGUAAGGCCGUUGCUGCUAUGCCAAGGCUGACGAUUUCGGCACCACAGCAUCCACACUGUGCCACUGCUUCGGAUCAAAAGUCCCCUUUCCUGUAUGAACUUCAGGACAGUACUUUCUUCGAUGGCACUCGACUCGACCUCAGCGGCUUGCAGCUCAACCUGGGAGGCUUUGCCGAUGACAAAGACUUUCGAGAAAGUGUUCAGAUGGCGCUUAGCAUGUCGAGCUCUGAGCAAGGAUCCAGCCGAAGCGCGUCGUCGAGCUCGUGGGCCUCCACGCAGGCGACGACGGAUGACGAUGGCUGGGUCGACGAAGAAGAUUUUGACUCAGGGUUUGCAGCUUGUCAUACCAAGCCCAUCGACAGAACUCUGCUGGGCCAAGCAUCACUCACGCCUCCGGACCACUGUAACAGUAACACUGCGCCCGGUCAAGCAUCACGCCAGGAAAUCUUUCAAGCUCCCUGUGUUUCUGGAUCUCACCCAGCCAAUCACAGCCAGACAAGUGCUGACGAGAACCCAAGCAUCAGCAUCCCGUUCUCUCAGUCUGCACUCUUCGAUAGCGAUUCAUUCGGCCUCGAUCAACUCUUCGAGUCUGCCUCAAUUCCUGCGCACUUGCCAUCGACGCUGUCCCACUCGCAACAGCAAGGCUUUGGACAGAUGCCUUUUGUCGACCCAAACAUGCAAAGCUUUGAGGAGAUCGAACAGGACUUGGACCUCGACAUGACCGACAUCCAAGAGUUCCUUGGCGGCGACAUUUUUGCUUCCUCCCUCCCCGGCUCUCAGCAAUCGAACGGUUGUGUAGGCUCAGCUGAUGCAAAUGUACAGGGCAGUAACGGUGGAGCCAGCAUAGGAGAGGGUAUCCUUCAUAUGGAUUUCGACCCCUACUCAAAUUCUUUCUCGCUUGCCUGA
Messenger RNA from Mycosarcoma maydis (corn smut), 1881 nucleotides. Its product is annotated as b mating type locus, bW1 allele. Lineage: Eukaryota; Fungi; Basidiomycota; Ustilaginomycetes; Ustilaginales. The record is from RefSeq and is a predicted model, not a curated record. Bases 1 to 1881 code for a protein of 626 amino acids. Gene Ontology annotation, cellular component: nucleus. Gene Ontology annotation, biological process: positive regulation of DNA-templated transcription. The transcript has 2 exons. Gene Ontology annotation, molecular function: sequence-specific DNA binding; DNA-binding transcription factor activity.